This is a messenger RNA of Helianthus annuus (common sunflower), 387 nucleotides long. RefSeq lists its product as uncharacterized. Lineage: Eukaryota; Viridiplantae; Streptophyta; Magnoliopsida; Asterales; Asteraceae. The record is from RefSeq and is a predicted model, not a curated record. The coding region runs from base 1 to 387 and encodes 128 amino acids. The transcript is spliced from 2 exons.
AUGAGUAAGCGGUUGUUUCUACGCAUAGUCGACGACUUGGAAGCCAACUACGAUUAUUUUAAACAAAAACCGGAUGGGAGAGGGGCACUUGGAUUUACCGGUAUCCAAAAGUCUACGUCGGCAUUACGAAUCCUUGCUUAUGGUAACACUACCGAUAUCAACGACGAGUAUCUAAAAAUGGCGGAGAAAACAACACGAGACAGCUUGGAACAUUUUUGUCGCGGUAUAGUUGAUGUGUACGGUGCGCGUUAUCUUAGAACGCCUACAUGGGAGGACCUUCAAAAGAUCUACGAGGUACAUAAUGCCGAGCAUGGUUUGCCUGGUAUGAUCGGGAGCAUAGAUUGCAUGCAUUGGCGUUGGGAUAACUGCUCGACUGCAUCGUGGUGA